Messenger RNA from Globicephala melas (long-finned pilot whale), 4453 nucleotides. RefSeq names its product fibrillarin like 1 (gene FBLL1). Lineage: Eukaryota; Metazoa; Chordata; Mammalia; Artiodactyla; Delphinidae. The record is from RefSeq and is a predicted model, not a curated record. Gene Ontology annotation, molecular function: histone H2AQ104 methyltransferase activity; rRNA methyltransferase activity; RNA binding. Gene Ontology annotation, biological process: rRNA methylation; box C/D sno(s)RNA 3'-end processing. Gene Ontology annotation, cellular component: nucleolus; small-subunit processome; box C/D methylation guide snoRNP complex.
GCGCGCCAUGAAGUCAGCGGUGAGCGCGCGCGGUGGGGUGUCUGGCGGCCGCGGAGGUGGCUGCUGGGGCGGGGGGCGAGGAGGCGGAGGAGGAGGCGGGGGCAAAGGAGGAGGCGGGGGCAAAGGACCGGGAGGCGAUGGCGGCGGCCAGGGGGGCAAGGGCGGCUUCGGAGCGCGGACGCGCGGCUUCGGAGGCGGCAGGGGCAGGGGGCGCGGUGGUGGAGACGGCAGGGACCGCGGAGGCGGCGGGCAGCGGCGUGGCGUGGCCAAGAGCAAGAACCGCCGCAGGAAGGGCGUCACCACGGUAUCCGUGGAACCGCACCGGCACGAGGGGGUCUUUAUCUACCGCGGGGCGGAGGACGCUCUGGUCACACUGAAUAUGGUGCCCGGCCAGUCGGUGUACGGCGAGCGGCGGGUCACGGUGACCGAGGGCGGCGUGAAACAGGAGUACCGCACGUGGAACCCCUUCCGCUCCAAGCUGGCCGCGGCCAUACUGGGCGGGGUCGACCAGAUUCACAUCAAGCCCAAGUCCAAAGUGCUCUACCUGGGUGCCGCCUCGGGGACCACCGUCUCCCACGUCUCCGACAUCAUCGGCCCUGAUGGCCUAGUCUACGCGGUCGAGUUCUCCCACCGCGCCGGCCGCGAUCUGGUCAACGUGGCCAAGAAGAGAACCAACAUCAUCCCAGUCCUCGAAGACGCCCGGCACCCCCUCAAGUACCGCAUGCUCAUCGGGAUGGUGGACGUGAUCUUUGCCGACGUGGCCCAGCCAGACCAGUCCCGCAUCGUGGCUCUGAAUGCCCACACCUUCCUGCGCAACGGGGGCCACUUCCUCAUUUCCAUCAAGGCCAAUUGCAUCGACUCCACCGCCUCUGCUGAGGCGGUGUUUGCUUCUGAGGUGAGGAAGUUGCAGCAGGAGAAUUUGAAGCCUCAAGAGCAGCUGACCCUGGAGCCCUAUGAGAGGGACCACGCUGUGGUCGUCGGGGUCUAUCGGCCCCUUCCCAAGAGCGCCAACAAGUAGCAACCCAGCUCCGGCUGUCCCUGAGAUAAUGUUUAAGACUGUGCUAUGUUCAGUGUUACUAUAUGUGUGUUUUCUUUGUGCACCGCUUUUCUAUUAAAUGGCAUAAAGAAACAGUACCCAGGUGUACCAGUGAGGCCAGACCCAGUUAUCCCCAAAUCUCCAAAUCCCCCAAACUCUAAAAUAGCCAAGAUAACAGGUGAUAGGGGUCUAUCAAGGAUCAGCCUGGGGACUGUGCUUACUCCAAUCACUCAGGGUCCUGACUCUUCAGGGCCCCUCUUCACUCGUCACAGGGGCAGGGGAAGAGAGCUGGGAAAAUAAUGAGCUUAUAAAAUCCCCUUUGGAACUGAGGGGACACUUCUUACACACUGACCAUGUCAUGUGACCAAGCCUGACUCCAGGGAGUAGCAUUGGAUAUUGACGGACAGUAGUAUAGUCUAACACACCCAAUGUGUCUGACUCCAAGCCAGAGUCCUAACCAUAAUAUAUAUUUAGUACUUUACUCUUCAAGGAAGCCCUUUUGCAUUCCCUAGUAUGUGUAAUCAGCACACCAGCCCCAAGAUGGCUUUGUUACCAUUACCCUUUACAGGGGAAGCCGCAGAGCUUCUGAAGGUAAACUGGUUGCACAGCCAGUAGGGAGGUAGAACUUAACUGCCAGUCUUUGCGCCUCUAAAUUCAUUGCCAUUUCCUGUACACUAAUGGGAUCUUACCUCUCCCCGACAUGGCCCACGCUAAACAGACCACAAGUCCUAACACAAGGACACACACACAGAGCAGGGCCCUCUGGCUUCUCUGUGUCCUUUCUCUGCCUCCCUGUACCACCCUUUUCUUAGAUUUCAAAAUAACAAAACAAGGCAGGGAGGAUGUGAGUCCACCUCAAAAAGUAUUCCCAGGGCUUCCCUGGUGGCGCAGUGGUUGAGAGUCUGCCUGUCGAUGCAGGGGACACGGGUUCAUGCCCCGGUCCGGGAAGAUCCCACAUGCCGCGGAGCGGCUGGGCCCGUGAGCCAUGGCCGCUGAGCCUGAGCGUCCAGAGCCUGUGCUCCGCAACGGGAGAGGAGGCAACAGUGAGAGGCCUGCGUACCGAAAAAAAAAAAAAAAAAGUAUUCCCACCACAAGGCAUAACACACCCAAAGUGGCAUCACCAAGUGUCUCAGAAAUAACCAGGAAAAUGACUCCCAGAAAGUGUGUCUCUGAAGGGCAUUUCCUGCAGGCCCUGAAUCCCAGUCCAUUCAAUUCUGGCUCUCAAAAGCAGUCCAAAGGGAGCAGGAGAGAGAACAAUCCCAGGAGGGCUGGCAAUGUUCCAAAACCAAGACUCAAAAAGGCCUUUCAUUUAUUCAUUCACUCAUCCACUCAGGAAAUCCCCAUUGCCAAUCGCCAACGUCAUCGACAUUGCAUCCAGGAAUGAUUGCUCCCUAAUCCGUCAUUUGGAGAGUGGGUCUACCUUCCUGAAGAUGUGCUUGGAUAGAGGUUAUGGUUAGUUUGUGUUUUCUGAGGGCAUACUUCCUUCAUACAGUAAGAAGAUAAAUCAGAUUUCUAAAGGGCAGCCUCCCCUCCCCUUCCCACAAUGCACACACAAAAGCUAUUCCAUACAAUGCAGGGGGAGAACUACGGUUCAGAUUUGCUGGCCAGACUGACUCAGGAAGAAGAGGGUGAAUGGAGUAAAUGUCUGCAAAAUCCCGAACCAGGCAUUUCCGCAAACAAAGUGAGAUCUUCAUUAAAACCCUGCAAAGCGAGGAUCAUUAUUCCUAUAUAACAGAGGAGGAAACUGCAGUUCGGAGAGAUGACAUGACUUGCUUAAGAUCCCCCAGCAAGUCUCACAGCCAGAAACCAAACCCACAGGAGCCUGACUCCAAAAUCUAUGGCCUUUCCACUGAGGUCUGUGCUGGCUCCCUUACUUUGAAAAGCCCUCUCUCCAGUCCUAGGCUAAUUGAUUCAUUGCUGGGAUGAAACCCUGAGGCUGGGAAUGGACUCCUAGGAAACAGGAUGAUUCCUUCUGGAAUCUUAAAGGGUCCAGUCCUUCCUCAGAGGCAGCUCAGUCUCAAUAAGGAGCUCUUGGAGCCUCCUUACAAGGUGUCUGUCCCUCCAGAUCUGGGACAUGGCAGGGGAAACUUGGCAUCUUUCCUUGCUGUGAGCAUUCCCACAUACACACAGAGAAAAUUUAUAGUCCACGUUUGAAGCUGCUUGAAGUGGGAACGUCAAUGGAGACAUGGCAUGAAAAAAACCUCCUGAAGAAUGUCUCUGAGCUGCAGACGGGUUCCUGGGCCAAUGGAACAACAUGUUUCCCUCCCGGCUGCAGUCCUGCUACCAAGCAAGAUGCUUUAACCACAUCGGAGCCGCAGUGAAUGCCAUUAGGAACAUUUGUGAUUCCUGGGAAGAGGUCAAAAUAUCAACAUCAACAGGAGUUUGGAAGAAGUUGAUUCCCAUCUUUAGGGAUGACUUUGAGGGGCUCAGGACUCCAGUGAAGGAAGUAACUGCAGAUGUGAUGGAAAAUAGCAAGAGAACUAGAAUUAGAAGUGGAGCCUGAAGAUGUGACUGAAUUGCUGCAAUCUCAUGAUAAAAUGUUAACGGAUGGGGAGUUGCUUCUUAUGGAUGAGCAGAGAGUGGUUUCUUGAGAUGGAAUCUACACCUGGUGAAGAUUAUUGAAAUAACAAAGCAUUUAAUAUAUUACUUAAACUUAGUUGAUAAAACACUGGCAUGGUUUGAGAGGACUGACUCCAAUUUCAAAAGAAGUUCCACUGUGGGUAAAGUGCUACCGAACAGCACUGACGCUACAGAGAAAUCACUGUGAAAGGAUGACUCAACUAAUGGAGUAAACUUCAUUGUCGUCUCAUUUUAAGAAAUUUCCACAGCCACCCCAGCCUUCAGGAACCACCACGCUGAUCAGUCAGCAGCCAUCAACAUGGAGGCAAGACCUUCCACCAGCAAGAGAUUACGACUCCCUGAAAGCUCAGAUCAUGAUGGUUAGCAUUUUUCAGCAAUAUUUUAAAGUGAAGGUAUGUACAUUUUUUGACAUAAUGAUAUUGCACACUUAAUAGACUACAGUAUGGUAUAAACCUAACUCUUACAUGCACUGGGAAAACAAAAAAACUCACGUAACUCGCUUUAUUGCAGUGGCCUGGAACAAGCCCGAAAUAUCUCUGAGGUAUGCCUGUAGUAGCUCUAGAAAGCCUUAAAGCUGGGAGGGAUGGAGGACUGGGAAGUGAAAAAAAGGGUAUCUACUGUAUGAGCCCACUUAUACAAUGAAAACUGUAGAAAAAAUAAAUUGAAUGUAGUGACAGAAAGCAUUGGUUGACACGGGAUGGGGCUGGGAAGGGACAGCCUAGGGUGGAGGCCAAGGGAACUUUUUGGAAUGAUGGAAAUAUCUUGGAAGGGUGGUUACCUGGGUGUAUAAACAUAUUUACUUAAAUAUACCAUUAAAUAUUAUUGUUCUUAAAAUCA